Messenger RNA from Dermochelys coriacea (leatherback sea turtle), 2141 nucleotides. It is a transcript of the gene WDR41, whose product is annotated as WD repeat domain 41. Gene Ontology annotation, biological process: regulation of autophagy. Gene Ontology annotation, cellular component: lysosomal membrane. Bases 233 to 1510 code for a protein of 425 amino acids. The record is from RefSeq and is a predicted model, not a curated record. The transcript has 13 exons. NCBI's taxonomy places the organism in Eukaryota, Metazoa, Chordata, Testudines, Dermochelyidae. Gene Ontology annotation, molecular function: protein binding.
CCACCGGAAGCCACGGAGCUUCGGCCGCGCUGCGAUUUCGAUUAAUAAGGACUUUUCCCCAAGCUCGAGGUGGUGUCGCGGGGCGGCGCGCGGCAGCCACUUUGCUCCUGGACGCUGCCAACCCCACGUACGGGAGGCAGCGAGGGACAACAUCGAAGUGUCAGGGCGCUGUUCGGGCGAGCUGCUGCCCCUCCCCAGGCGCUGAUUUCACUCCGGCCCGGCUGGCCUCCCGAUGCUGCGAUGGCUGAUGGGAGGCGGGCGGGAGCCGCAGGGGCUCUCCGAGAAAUCAUCCGUGCAGAGCUUGGGUGAAGAACAAAUACAGAAUCUCUAUACUGAGCUCCUUGUACUGAAAGGUCAUCAUGAUAUAGUGAGAUUUCUAGUACAAAUAGAUGAUUGCAGAUUUGCAUCUGCAGGAGAUGAUGGAAUUGUAUUUCUGUGGAAUGCUCAGACUGGAGAAAAGUUAGUUGAGCUACAUGGACACACGCACAAAAUUACAGCUAUUGCAGCAUUUCCUUCAUCUGGUGCUUAUGAAGAAAAAAAUCAUUUGAUCUUAACAGCAUCUGCUGAUAGGACAGUUAUUGAAUGGGAUUGCAAUAGUUGCAGGCAAGUUCAGAAAGUGUCAUGCUUCCAUUCCACUGUAAAGUGUUUGACAGUUCUUCAAAGACUGGAUGUAUGGUUAUCUGGAGGGAGUGAUCUAUGUGUUUGGAACAGAAAAUUAGAUCUCUUGUGUAAGACCAGUCAUCCCACCGAUGCAGAUAUCAGUGCUUUGGUUGAAUUGCCUAAAAACUGUGUUGCAGCAGCUGUUGGCAAAGAGUUGAUAAUUUUUAGGUUGGUAGUUUCCACAGAGGGCUCUGAAGGUUGGGAUGUCCUUGAAGUAAAACGCCUGGAUGACCAUCAAGAUAACAUCCUCUCAUUGGUCAGUGUCAAUGAUUUGACUUUUGUGACUGGCUCUCAUGUGGGUGAGCUUAUAGUCUGGGAUUCACUGGAGUGGAUAAGUCAAGUAUGUGAGCGCAACACAUGGGACCCCUCUUUCCACACAGUCACACAACAAGAAAUUAAAUUAUCACAAAACCAACAUGAAGUUUCAAUUCAGCAUUUAACAUCUGAUGCGGAGUGUGUGUUUGCUGCUGUUGGGAAGGGCAUAUAUGUCUAUAACCUUCAAAUGAAGCGUGUGAUUGCCUGCCAGAGAACUGCUCAUGACUCCAUUGUAUUGCACAUUGCAAAACUUCCAAACAGGCAGUUGAUAUCAUGUUCAGAAGAUGGCAGUGUUCGCAUUUGGGAGCUACGAGAAAAGCAGCAGCUUCCAGCUGAGCCUGUUCCAACAGGGUUUCUCAACAUGUGGGGAUUUGGAAGGGCCAACAAACAAGCAAGCCAAACUGCUAAAAAGAUGCAAGAAAGCACUACAUCAUAUUCCUUAGAGCUUAUUGGCGAUUUGAUUGGGCAUUCGUCAGCCGUGCAGAAACUGCAACGAGAGUCAAGUCUUUCAGCAUAUAAUUGGUUCAAGAUAUAACCAGAACACUUGCUCGUAAAUGGAAGAAUGAGAAGAAAAAACAUUUUACAGUAUAAAACCUACAAGUCAACUUAUUUGAAUAAAAAUCCAUUGGAAAAAAAUGUAAUCAGAACUAAAACUUCGUAUAGUGGUACAUUAUGGGAAUAAUUAAUAUAGACAGUUCACCAAAAACUCCAUUCGUCAAAUAUACACAACGCAGCAUUAUAAUACACAGCAAACUGCCUCAGCUAUGACAAAAGUAAGAUUCUAUUACAAUUCUAACAAAAAUAUAGCUAAUAUACAUUUCUCUGCAUGGAAAUUGUACAGUUUCCAUUUGUUUACAUAACUUGGUACAAAACAUAGAAAAAAUGUUGGCACAUUAUGUAAGCUUCCUGCAGUAAACUACAAUCAUUGUCAUUUUUCCUCCAUAGCAGUAUGUCUGUUUUCUUUUUACCUGGUUUACUACUUGAUGCAGCACAAAACAGAGGUAUAGAGCUUGUCCAAAGUCCUUUAUUUUCUGUGAGCAAUGCGUUACCUCUUUCUACAAAGUCACAGCUCGCAACUCUUGACUGCAGGUUGGAGUGCACAGUGUUAAAAAUCAAUAAUUGCUGUUAGCUGUUUUGCUAGUAUUAAACAAAGUCUAAAAUCUGAA